Molecule: messenger RNA, 2120 nt
Organism: Populus nigra (black poplar)
Lineage: Eukaryota; Viridiplantae; Streptophyta; Magnoliopsida; Malpighiales; Salicaceae
Product: protein RETICULATA-RELATED 1, chloroplastic-like
Exons: 8
Coding region: 216-1793 (525 amino acids)
Biological process (GO): plant organ development
Cellular component (GO): chloroplast inner membrane
Source: RefSeq, a predicted model, not a curated record
UCGACUGGCUGGCUAAUCCAAUCCAUCCAUCCACCCACUCACCCAAAAAAAAUCCCACCCAUCCUCCCUCCUCUCUUUCCUUCGUCUCCGUCGAGAAAUGAAACAAAACCCGUCCACCACCACCUCCUCCUCCUCCUAAACUAACCAAACCAAACCCUAAAAGAACAAGAACUGUCUAUCAUCCAAACAAGGAAUAAAAAAAAGUAAGAAGAGCAAUGCCUCACUUUGUGUUACAAACAGCACAAAUCCCUACUCCCACCACCAAAACAACCUUGUCGUUAAAACCCACCUUUCCGAUUCCUCAGUUAUGUCACCUGCGGAGGAGGGUUCGUAGCAAUCGUAAUCUUGACUUAAAGUGUUCUUCUUCUUCUUCUUCUUGUCCGAUGAUUGAUGGUGGCGGAGAUUCCGUGGUUGCGUUGGAGAGAUGCUUUUCAUCCCCGCCUGCCCCCGUCGUGGGAGAGUUUGGUCCGGUUAUGAAAGGAAAAUUCGGCUCCUUAGGUGCUGUUACUUUGGAGAAAGGCAAACUUGAUAUGUCCCAGAAACAAUCCCAGUCCACUCCUGAGGUUGCUCUUGGGGGAGGUGGUGGAGACAUUGGAAAGCAUAUCAAUCAUGGUGGUGGUGAUGGAGGUGAUGAUGAUGGUGAUGAUGAUGAUUACUUUGAUGACUUCGACGAUGGUGAUGAGGGUGAUGAGGGAGGAUUAUUUAGGAAAAGGAUAUUUCUUGAAGAGCUUUACGAUCGAAAAUUUGUUGAUGCAGUGUUGAAUGAGUGGCACAAAACAAUGAUGGAUCUGCCUGCUGGGUUCCGACAAGCUUAUGAAAUGGGUUUGGUCAGCUCUGCUCAAAUGGUAAAAUUCCUAGCAAUAAAUGCCAGACCAACGACUACUAGGUUUAUAUCCAGAGCACUUCCUCAAGCAAUUUCUAGGGCAUUUAUUGGCAGGAUGAUUGCAGACCCUGCCUUUUUAUAUAGGCUUCUUUUGGAGCAGGCUGCUACAAUUGGUUGCUCUGUUUGGUGGGAGUUGAAAAAUCGCAAGGAUAGGAUAAAACAAGAAUGGGAUCUGGCUCUUAUAAAUGUCCUAACAGUAACAGCAUGCAAUGCCCUUGUUGUUUGGUCGCUUGCUCCUUGUCGUUCUUAUGGAAACACAUUCCAGUUUGAUUUGCAAAAUACAUUGCAGAAGCUUCCAAACAAUAUCUUUGAAAAGAGUUACCCUCUUAGAGAAUUUGACUUGCAGAAGAGAAUCCACUCGUUCUUCUAUAAGGCUGCAGAGUUAUGUAUGGUUGGAUUAACUGCCGGAGCAAUGCAAGGUUCCUUGACAAAUCUUUUGGCCCGUAAAAAGGAUAGGUUAUCUGUGACAAUCCCACCCGCGAGUACCUAUGCUCUUGGUUAUGGUGCUUUCCUUGGACUUUAUGCAAACCUGAGAUACCAGGUAUUAUGUGGAAUUGAUAGAGCAGUGGUCAAUCAUUUUGAUGUCAUUGGAGUGGCAUUGGUUUUCAGCACAGCUUUGAGGAUUUUAAAUGCCCAAGUAGGAGAGACAUCAAGGCUAGCUUGGCUAGGGUUAGAGCCAGAUCCUUUGGUUCAGUCAGAUGACCUUUUGAAGGCUUACAACAGGUCGUCUUCAGGGGAUGCUACCAAGUCAUCUUCUAAAUGGUUUAUCUCUAAGAAAGCUCUAGUUUCCGGGCUCGGGCUCCUUGGCAUAAAACAAGGCAAUGCUGAUUCCAUUAACGGGGAAUCACCAGCACCAAAGGUCCGUAGAAAGAGGGUUGUGCGGAAGAAGGUGUCUGCAGGUGAAGCCUAACGUAGAUUGAUUGAAUUACUGUUGCCUUCCAAUUUUGCUCCCUUCAGGCUUUAGAAACUCGGGCAUGGUUUUGGCCGUAAAAAAUAAGCCAAUAGAAGUUUCACCAUGACUCCCAUAUGCCACUGCAGAGAGACAGAGAGGUGUUUCCAAAUGACACCAGCAUAAGAACCUUUGCGAGGAUUAAUAUUUAGGGGGAAAGGAUGUGUUAUAGAUUCAUGUACUCAUUGUUUUGUUUUUGAUGGCACAGCUUACACUUGUAACACAGCAUUCCAAGCUGUGUAGGCCUGCACUGGUGAUUUCAAUAAAUUGGAAGUUUGAUUCUGAGCC